This is a messenger RNA of Syzygium oleosum, 2524 nucleotides long. Its product is annotated as G-type lectin S-receptor-like serine/threonine-protein kinase At1g11330. Gene Ontology annotation, biological process: recognition of pollen; protein phosphorylation. The record is from RefSeq and is a predicted model, not a curated record. Gene Ontology annotation, molecular function: protein serine/threonine kinase activity; ATP binding. The transcript is spliced from 7 exons. Lineage: Eukaryota; Viridiplantae; Streptophyta; Magnoliopsida; Myrtales; Myrtaceae. Bases 8 to 2524 code for a protein of 838 amino acids.
UGUCAUCAUGAUAUUUCUGGGAAAAGCAAGAUUUUUCUCUCUCUUUCUGAUGUCUCAUUAUGUUGUUAAAAUUUGCAUUGGAGGAGAUGUCAUCACAGCAACUGAGUAUAUCCAAGACCCUGGAAGUAUAACAUCAAGUGGAGGUCUCUACAGAAUGGGAUUCUUUAGCCCUAAUGGUUCUGCAAAUCGCUAUGUGGGGAUUUGGUACAAUAAUGUUCCUACAUAUUAUGUUCUGUGGGUAGCGAACAGGGAGAAUCCGAUUUUAGACUCUUCUGGUGUCGUGACGAUAUCUGAUGAUGGUAAUCUUGUGGUCAUGAAUGGAAAGAGGGAAUUAGUUUGGUCAUCAAAUGUUUCCAACUCUAUAACCGAUGCAAAAGCUCAGUUGUCGGAUUCUGGGAACCUUGUCUUGCUCAAACAGAGCUCUAAUUCUAGUGCAAAUGAUGCAGAGACUCUCUGGGAAAGUUUCCAGCACAUGACCGAUUCAUUCUUAGAGAAAAUGAAGCUCAGCACUAACUCAAGAACAAAUGAGAAGCAGACACUAACAUCUUGGAAAUGCCCUUCUGAUCCAUCAAUUGGAAGCUUCUCGGUGAGUCUAGAUUCAAUGAACAUUCCACAAGUUUUUACUUGGAAUGGCACCGAACCAUAUUGGCGGAGUGGUCCAUGGAAUGGUGAGACUUUUAUUGGAGUGCAGGGCAUGGAAUCGGUCUAUCUCUAUGGAUUUAACCUUGUUGAUGAUAAGGAAGGAACUGUCUAUGUCACCUUCAGUUAUGCUAAGAGGCCUAUCCUGUCUUACAUUUUACUGAAAUCAAGUGGUGAUAUAGUACAGCCGUCUUGGGAUCGUGAUGGGAAUAUCUGGGAGAUUGUUUGGUCAUCUCGGGUGACCAAUUGUGAUGUUUAUGGCAAGUGUGGGCCUUUCGCCCUCUGCAAUCCCAAGAAAUCACCAAUUUGCAGCUGCUUGAGAGGUUUUGAGCCUGAACAUAAUGAGGAAUGGAGCAGAGGGAAUUGGUCCAGUGGAUGCGUCAGGAAAACGUUAUUGCAAUGCACUGGUAGUACAAAUAAUAGCAGUAAAGCAGGCAAAGAGGACGGAUUUUUUAAGCUGAAGAAAGUGAAAGUGCCAGACUUUGCAGUUUGGACUUCUCCUAUUGAAGCUGCCUGCCCAGCACUGUGCUUAACUAAUUGUUCAUGUGUGGCAUAUGCCUAUGACCCUGGCAUUGGUUGCAUGCACUGGAGUGGAGACCUACUUGACCUACAGAAGUUCUCCAUUGGAGGAACAGAUGUUUACCUUCGUCUAGCUCACACAGACCUUAAUGAAAAAACAAAUCUGAGAACUAUUGUUGCAGCUACAGCUGUUACGGGAACAAUCAUUCUUGUUAUUGCACUGUGCUUUGCUUGGAAGAAGGUGAAAAAACAAGGAGUUAAGAAAAGCAUGGAAAUGCACUUUUCCGAUGGAGAACCAUCUUUAAUGGUUUCUGAUGAAACCAAGUUUGGAGAGAACUUGGCCAAAGUUAAUCUCCAGGAGCUUGUGCUGUAUAAAUUUGAAGCAUUAGUUGCGGCAACAAGCAACUUCAGUAACAUCAAUAAGCUUGGUCGGGGUGGUUUUGGUACCGUAUAUUGGGGGAGACUGUUAAAUGGACAAGAAAUAGCAGUCAAAAGAUUAUCAAGAACCUCGGGACAAGGGCUGAAGGAAUUCAUGAAUGAAAUGGUGGUCAUUUCAAAAGUUCAACACAGAAAUCUCGUUAGACUCCUCGGAUGCUGUGUUGAAGAAGAAGAGAAAAUACUCAUUUAUGAGUUCAUGCCAAACAAGAGUCUGGAUGCAUUUCUCUUCGACCCGCUCAAACCAGAAAUUUUGGAUUGGAGAAGAAGAUUCAACAUCAUUGAUGGAAUUUGUCGAGGCCUACUCUAUCUUCACAGGGAUUCUAGGUUAAGAAUAAUUCAUAGAGAUCUGAAAGCAAGCAACAUUCUUUUGGAUGAAAAGCUCAAUCCAAAAAUUUCUGACUUUGGUAUAGCCCGGAUAUUUGGGGGCAGCGAAGACCAGGCGAAUACACGAAGAGUUGUUGGAACCUACGGUUACAUGGCUCCAGAAUAUGCAAUGGAAGGGCGAUUUUCAGAAAAAUCUGACAUCUAUGGCUUUGGUGUGUUAUUAUUGGAGAUCAUAAGUGGAAGACGGAACACUGGCUUUACUGAGGAAGAUCAAUGCUUGAGCCUUCUAGGAUUUGCAUGGAAACUGUGGAAGGAAGACAAUGCUUUAGCAUUAGCGGAUCCAAAAAUGUCUAUCAAUUGCUUUGAAGUUGAGGUUUUGAGGUGCACAAAAGUGGGCCUACUUUGCACCCAAGAACUUGAAAAAGAUAGGCCUACCAUUUCAACUGUCAUUUCAAUGCUUAACAGUGAAAUUGUUGAUCUUCCGAGUCCAAAGCAACCUGCAUUCACUGAGAGGGAAAUAAACCGAGACCAGGAUUCCUCUGAACAAAGCCAGAAGAAAUAUUCUGCCAACAAUAUGACUUUUACCACUGUUGAAGGCCGAUGA